AUGGCUGAGGCCAGUAUCUUAGUGGAUCAAGACCAGUUCAGCUGUUCGAUCUGCCUGGAUGUACUGAAGAAUCCGGUGGCUAUUCCCUGUGGACAUAGUUACUGUUUGGGCUGUAUUAAGGGCUGCUGGGAUCAGGAUGAUCAUACUGGUGUCUUCAGCUGUCCCCAGUGCAGAGAGACUUUCUUCCCAAGGCCUGUUUUAAGAAAAAACACCAUACUGGCUGAUGUGGUGGAGAAACUGAAGAAGGCAGGACUCCAAGCUGCUGCUCCUGCUCACUGCUAUGCUGGACCUGGAGAUGUGGUGUGUGAUUCCUGCACUGGGAGAAAGUACAAAGCAGUUCAAUCCUGUCUGAUGUGUCUGGCCUCUUUCUGUGAAACUCACCUCCAGCCUCACUAUGAAUCUCCUGCAUUUAAGAAGCACAAACUGGUCAAAGCCACUGGAAACCUGCAGGAGAAGAUCUGCUCUCAUCAUGACAAACUGCUGGAAGUUUACUGUCGUACCGAUCAGCAGUGUAUCUGUCUGUUGUGUACGAUGGAUGAACACAGAGGCCAUGAUACAGUCUCAGCUGAAGCAGAAUGGACAGAGAAACAGAAGCAGCUGGGGGCAACACAGAGUAAGUUCCAGCAGAGAAUCCAGGAGAGAGAGAAGGAGCUGCAGGAACUGAGGCAGGCUGUGCAGUCAGUCAAGCGCUCUGCACAGGCUGCAGUGGACGACAAUGAGAGGAUCUUUACUGAGAUGAUCCGCUCCAUUGAGAGAAGGUGCUCUGAGGUGAAAGAGCUGAUCAGAGAUCAGGAGAAGGCUGAAGUGAGUCGGGCUGAAGGACUCCUGGAGCGACUGGAGCAGGAGAUUGCUGAGCUGAGGAGGAGAGAUGCUGGGCUGGAGCAGCUUUCACACACAGAGGACCACAUCCAUUUCCUCCAGCACUGUCAGUCUCUCUGUGCCCCCCCUGGACCUGGAGACUUACCCAGCAUCACUGUCAGUCCACAUGUGUCUUUUGAGGCUGUGAGGAAAUCUGUCUCUGAACUGAAAGAGCGACUGGAGGACAUCUGCAAGGGGGAACUGGUCAAAAUUUCUCAAUCAGAGCCCAGGACCAGAGAGGAUUUCUUAAAGUAUUCCUGUCAGCUCAAACUGGACCCCAACACAGCGUAUAAAAACCUGCGUCUGUCUGAGGGGAACAGAGUGGUGACCCAUGUGAGAGGGAUCCAGUCAUAUCCUGAUCAUCCAGAGAGAUUUGAUGGCACGGCACAAGUCUUGUGCAGAGAGGGUCUGUCUGGACGCUGUUACUGGGAGGCUGAGUUGAGUGGAGAUUGGGUUUGUUUAGCCAUGUCAUAUAAACACAUCAGCAGGAAAAAAGGACAGGGUCAUCAGUGUGGUCUGGGAAAUAAUAAUCUGUCCUGGAGUUUUUACCGCCAUCCCUCCAAAUAUUCUUUCAGGCACAAUAAAGUUAACACUGAGAUCCCUGUUCCCCCCUCCUCCAGAAUAGGAGUGUACCUGGAUCACAGGGCAGGAACUCUGUCCUUCUACAGUGUCUCUGAUACAAUGACCCUCCUGCACAGAGUCCAGACCACAUUCACUCAGCCCCUCUAUCCUGGGUUCUGGGUUGAUUCUGGAAGUUCUAUAAAACUGUGUGAUCUUUGAUGAGACCAGCUGUAACCAGAGUGAGAGAAAAACACUGCAGUGAGAAAGAGAAGAGAAGUAAAUAAAACAUAAAAGAUUGAGGGUCUGAUGAGGGGCACACCUCUAUACCUCUACCACACUGGGGUCAGAGGAACACAUUUUACACAGUUCUACACCUCUACCACACUGGGGUCAGAGGAACACAUUUUACACAGUUCUACACCUCUACCACACUGGGGUCAGAGGAGCACAUUUUACACAGUUCUACACCUCUACCACACUGGGGUCAGAGGAGCACAUUUUUCACAGUUCUACACCUCUACCACACUGGGGUCAGAGGAGCACAUUUUUCACAGUUCUACACCUCUACCACACUGGGGUCAGAGGAGCACAUUUUACACAGUUCUAAGCAAAAUUGUAAAUUGGGAAAUUGUAUAUUAUGGGGAUUAUAAUAUGAUUAAAUAGUGAAAAACAGGUGGAGCAUCUUUUUCUGUCAAAAGGAUUACCUGCACAGUCCAUUUAAUAAACAUGUGAACUGAAUUCUGAAUACUCAUUAACCCAGUGGACUGCAAGAGGCCUUCAGUUCAGUCCUCCAUCCUGACAUGGAGAAAAAUAUUAAAAAAGUGGAUCCGAGGGGCAUGCCUCUACACCUCUACCACCCUGGGGUCAGAGGAACACAUUUUACACAGUUCUGUACCUCUACCACACUGGGGUCAGAGGAACACAUUUUACACAGUUCUGAGAGAAUCUAACAAGAAUUCUGUGAGCUUAAUUCUGAACACUCAUUAACCCAGUGGACUGCAAGAGGCUUUCAAUUCAGUCCUCCAUCCUGACAUGGAGAAAAAGAUGAAAAUAAUGUUUCGGAAACUGAACAGAGAUAAAGCUAGAAUAAGACAGGAAAUAUGUGGGUGUGGAAAAUGGGAUUCUCUGCUUUCAUUUCUGCUUCUUCCACACAAGACUUAUAAUAAUCACCCUGUUGACAGAAAGUCAUUCAGUAGUUUAUGUUCACGUGUCUUUGUACCAAUGUGGGGUUGGCUGGCCUGAAUGGGAGGGGUUAUUGUCUUUACUGUAAGAAGCAGAUUUCACUACAAAAUGGA
This is a messenger RNA of Conger conger (European conger), 2714 nucleotides long. Its product is annotated as E3 ubiquitin/ISG15 ligase TRIM25-like. Gene Ontology annotation, molecular function: zinc ion binding; protein binding. Bases 1 to 1638 code for a protein of 545 amino acids. The transcript has 6 exons. The record is from RefSeq and is a predicted model, not a curated record. NCBI's taxonomy places the organism in Eukaryota, Metazoa, Chordata, Actinopteri, Anguilliformes, Congridae.